Messenger RNA from Sabethes cyaneus, 709 nucleotides. RefSeq names its product thioredoxin domain-containing protein 17. Gene Ontology annotation, cellular component: cytosol. The coding region runs from base 203 to 604 and encodes 133 amino acids. Lineage: Eukaryota; Metazoa; Arthropoda; Insecta; Diptera; Culicidae. The transcript is spliced from 3 exons. Gene Ontology annotation, molecular function: protein-disulfide reductase [NAD(P)H] activity. The record is from RefSeq and is a predicted model, not a curated record.
AUACCAUCAGCAAGCAGCAGUUGCGUAUAUGAGUCAAUCUACUUAACAAAGCGUGUUUCUGAGGUUCCUGAUCUUUUCUGCUUGCUGAAUAAAAGGAUUAGAAAAGCAAAUUGAUAGUCCAGUACAUGAUUGUACGGUUUACUUAGAAAACCGGUUUUUGUUUCUCUUACAAGUAUUGCUCUGUAACUUUUCGUGCUUGUGUAUGCUGUUAAGCCGAACUGCAAGGAUGGUUGUCAGACAUCACGUCAAGAGCUGGGACGAGUUCACUAAGCUGGCCCAGAGUCUCGAGGGAAACGGAGAACCGGUGCAUGUUCUCUUCACCGGUGACAAGGACGAAAAAGGUGAAAGCUGGUGUCCAUACUGUGUGAAAGCCGCCCCGGUCGUCGAAGAAGCAUUGAAAGAAGCUCCCGAAAAAAGCCACUUCAUCGCAGUGGAAAUAGAUCGUCCCUUCUGGAAAGAUCUCAACAAUCCGUACCGCAAAGACUCUCGGACUAACUUAGUGUUUCUUCCGACACUACUCCGCUGGAAAUCUCCACAACGUUUGGAUGGGGAGCGAGUCUCAAAUAAGGAUCUCGUAGAAAUGCUGCUUUCUGAUGAGGACUAGUAAGAGUAUCCGGAAAAUAAUAAAUACAUGAUAGGUAUGUCUAUAAGACGGAAUUAAACAUAUUCACUAUGUGGCAUAGUGUAAAAGCCUUUUGAAUAAUAAAUG